Molecule: messenger RNA, 3460 nt
Organism: Schistocerca piceifrons (Central American locust)
Lineage: Eukaryota; Metazoa; Arthropoda; Insecta; Orthoptera; Acrididae
Product: longitudinals lacking protein-like
Exons: 6
Coding region: 150-1715 (521 amino acids)
Biological process (GO): regulation of transcription by RNA polymerase II
Cellular component (GO): nucleus
Molecular function (GO): DNA binding; DNA-binding transcription factor activity, RNA polymerase II-specific; protein binding
Source: RefSeq, a predicted model, not a curated record
AGCAGUCGCUACAGACGUUAGCAGGUAGAAGGUUUUAUGCUGUUCGCGGUGCCGGCAGGGUGAUCGGAUAGCUGCUGAAGUAUUUUGUUAUUUUUGUGCAAAGUUCCGUAUUUUUUAAAAAGUAGCGACAGAAGAGGAACUGAAUCGAUAUGGGAUCAGAACAGCAGUUUUGUUUGAGGUGGAAUAAUCAUCAAAGCACUUUGGUUGCUGUUUUUGAUACUUUACUGGAGAGUGGAACUUUGGUUGACUGCACUUUGGCAGCUGAAGGCCAAUACUUGAAAGCGCAUAAAGUAGUUCUUUCCGCGUGUAGUCCUUACUUUGAGCUCCUGCUGAGUCAGCAUUAUGAGAAACACCCGAUCGUUAUUCUUAAAGAUGUGAAAUUCCAAGAAUUGAAAGCUAUGAUGGAUUAUAUGUAUCGGGGUGAAGUGAAUAUUUCUCAAGAUCAAUUAGGAGCUUUAUUGAAAGCCGCCGAAUCUCUGCAGAUAAAGGGUUUAUCGGAUAGCGGUGGCGGAGGUACAGAGAGGGAAGUGGAACCUAAGAGGAGAAAAGAAUCGGUUCCACCUCCUCCCACACCAGCAAGAACGCCACCUAUUCUACAGCAUUCGUCGUCGGGCCUCACUAUCGAGCAUCGACGAACGGCGCAGCCAUCUCAAGUUCCGCAAGUUAUUGAUUUACCCGAGGAUGCCCCGCCGCCGAUGCCGUUGCAGAAGAUGGCCACGACGAGGGAGGGCAGCAUUUCGCCCGUCUCACGUAAACGGAAGAAGCAUAGACGCCGAUCAAGUUGUGAUGAGAACAGUUUAGGGGCACCUGGUGUAUUACCAUCAACUGACAAUCACGAAACAAGUAGCUCGUGUGAACUUCCACCCCAAUCGCAGGUACCUCCUGCGCCAAGUAUACCCGCCACCAUAACGCCGGUUACGUCGACGCCAAUACCCAAACCGUCGUUAGAUACCCAGUUAAGUCAUACAACUGAGGAGAAAAACAGUGACUCUGAGAUUAUGAGCAAACCUUUGGCCUCAGUGCAAGGUGCUGUAGCCUCCCCACAGACAAUGCCAAUUGAACCUGAACCUGUUGUGCAUAAAGUAGAGCCACAGACUGAACCUCUAUUAGAACCAAAGUCAGAGUACCUGGAGGAAGUGAACGAUGACAGUGUGGAGGACUUGACUUUAGAUGAUGACAUGGACGAUAUGGAUCAGCCUAGAGCGGGUCCUUCGCAUGGUGGGGAGGGUUCCAGCAGUCAAGGAACAGGCUUUGCACCGUGGCAUGUAACUGCAACUGACAGAUCGACGGAUGAAGUCUUCAUGGCUGCGCAGGAAGCGGUUGGUGCUCAUAGGGAUUCUCAAGAUGAUAAGGACUGGCAGUGGUCAACAUAUCCACCUCCGACCAAGCAGUUUCAUCAACAUCCUCAUGGGAGAGAAGCAGAAUUAUUAUCAGACAGUGAAAGAUUAUGGAGUUCCUACUACGAAGGCUGGACGUGUCCCCCCAGCCCACAAAAAUUUGGCGAAAUUGUGUCAGUGGUCAGUAUUAAUAGUGAGGAACGAAAGAAAUUUAAAUGCCCUAAUUGCCUGAAAGGUUAUUGCUCCAGAGGAACAUUGUUACGACAUUUGAAGUUAGAAUGUGGGAAAGAUCCACAGUUCCAUUGUCCUAAUUGUAGCUAUCAGACGAAACAUAAAAGCAAUCUCCAAAGACAUCUAGCAAUACACAGAAUAGAUUAGGUGAAAUGGUAGCGUGCCGUGGAAAACGUGUGUAUUUAGAGUGCAACCAGCUGAAUAUCUGAUGUAACAUAUGCAAAACAAAUCUUAGCUUAAAAUAUUUAUGUUUGAAAGGUGUUGUAAACUGAUUAUAUGGUAAACCAGCAACUGAAUUAUGAAAUGGGAAGAUUUGUUGCACUAAUUAACUUCAUUGAUCUCUCUCUCUCUCUCUCUCUCUCUCUCUCUCUCUCUCUCUCUCUCUCUCUCUCUCUCUCAUAUGUUGAGAAGGAGAAUAAAAUGACAUUAAACAGUAUGGACAUAUGAAAGCAGUUAUAGGAAGAUGACUUAGAUUUGUUAUGAGUAUUCUGGAAAAGUGUGUUGUGUACCUGUUUGGGUAACCACGUUUGGAAUCUUUAGAAGUAGACCUAGUAGCGGAGUAUGAAGGAAUUUUGAGUGCAGUGUUAAAAUCAUAAUAAGUUGGUAUGGUUCAUAGGAGAGAGUAACAGAGAAGCUUAAGGAAGUUAAAUGGGAACUGUUGGAGCGAAGAUAGUGUUAUUAUCAGGAAACAGUAUUGAGUAAAUUUGGAGAACCACUAUUUGAGUUUCACAGUGUGACAAUACUUUUGCCUCUGUUUCUAUGCAUCUGUUCAUGAGAGUAGGUUAAGAGAGAUUAGGAGAAAUGUGAAAGCAUACCAGUAGUAAUUCUAGGAACAAACGGGAGGAGGGGGACGAUAAGUAAUGGUAGUAAAUAAUCUCUUCCAUGCAGCGUACAGUGGAUUGUGUAGCAAGAAUGGAUAAAAAAAAUCAUAUUCUCGAUAGAAAAAUUUAAAAAAUCAGUUAAAUAAUAAACACACGUACCCUCUGUUUACUCACCACUGAUAAAUGUAUGACAUUCGUGCACAUCUUGUUUGUACAACAGCUGAUUAAGUGUAGUGUUUCAUUGCCUUGUUUUUUCAGUAUUGCCAGUGGUAAUAACUUCUCAAAUAAUGUGUGGAACAGCAAUGAAUGUGCUAUUCAAAUUACAAGCAUUGCUGUUUUUAUUUUGCUUGAAGAGGCAAAUAUUAAAUUGAGGCUUAUUUGAAAUUCUAAUGCAUACUAGCUUUCUAACAGAGAACACACAGCAUACACAAAAUAAGUUAAGAUUCCAAAAUGGAGUAUUAUGGUGUCAUAUUCGAGAUUUAGAUAGAAAUUUACUGGACUUUUAUUAGAUUGUGUGUAAUUUAGAUUCAAAAACUUGUAAAUUAUCUUUGUGUUCAAAAUCCAUCACUCCAAUGAAAUAUAUUCAAGUGGCAGGAUAUUUUAGUCUCAUUUUAUUGUUGUUAUUGUUGUUACUGCUCAUUCCUUGUUUCAUACAUAAUGUUAUUCAUGAUAUGAACUACACAAAAUAAUUAAAAUUGUCCCUAGUAUUGUAAUAAUGGAAAAAUUUCAUCUGAGAUGUUAAUGAAAUGAUCUGAGAUGUUAAUGAAAUGAAAAUGAUUUGUUAAUGUAUAUCCCCAAGUGUUCUCAGAAAUUUCAAAUGCCUGUCAGAGGUGGAUAAACAAAACGGUGUGCAGUGAGUUAUGUACACAGUGUUUUUUCGAUAAUUAAGCAUAAUAAUGUAAAUUGGAUAGCUGUGAAGAGAGAAUAUUGACUGCUUUAGUGAAGGGAAUUCAUAUUGGAAAUGAUUCAUAGUAACAGUCUACAUUGUAUGCUUAAAACAUUUGUUUUGGGCAUGCCACUUUUAUAUUAAUGGCACACACAUUAGAGUUUAAUAAAGUGACCUAAACAUAA